Messenger RNA from Malus domestica (apple), 952 nucleotides. RefSeq names its product small ribosomal subunit protein eS10z-like. Gene Ontology annotation, molecular function: RNA binding; structural constituent of ribosome. NCBI's taxonomy places the organism in Eukaryota, Viridiplantae, Streptophyta, Magnoliopsida, Rosales, Rosaceae. Gene Ontology annotation, cellular component: cytosolic small ribosomal subunit. The record is from RefSeq and is a predicted model, not a curated record.
UUAGAACCCCGCAAGAAGAGAGAGAGAAUGCCGCCUUCUCCUCUCCUAUAAACAAAGUUGCUUCUCUCUAGGGUUUUACUUCACAGCGCGCAGCCUCGUAAAAGAUCAGUUGUUUGCCGCCGUCUCUUCCUCUUCCUCAGUCGCCGCCGCCUCUUCGCAACCGCAACCAUGAUCAUUUCGGAGAAGAAUCGCCGGGAGAUCUCGAAGUAUCUGUUCCAAGAGGGAGUUUGCUACGCGAAGAAGGACUAUAACUUGGCGAAGCACCCGGAUAUCGAUGUGCCGAAUCUGCAGGUGAUUAAGCUGAUGCAGAGCUUCAAGUCCAAGGAGUAUGUGAGGGAGACGUUUGCUUGGAUGCACUACUACUGGUACCUCACCAAUGACGGUAUCGAGUUUUUGAGGACUUACCUCAAUCUCCCUUCGGAGAUUGUUCCUGCUACUCUGAAGAAGCAGGCCAAGCCUCCUGGCCGCCCCAUGGGCCCGUCCGGUGACCGCCCCCGUGGCCCAUCUCGCUUUGAUGGAGAACGCAGAUUCGGUGGUGACAGGGAUGGGUACCGUGGAGGACCUCGUGCCCCUGGGGGUGACUUUGGGGACAAGGGUGGAGCUCCUGCUGAUUAUAGACCUUCUUUUGGGGGGCCCGGUGGAAGACCUGGCUUUGGUCGCGGAGCUGGUGGUUUUGGUGCAGGCCCCGCUAGCUCUAAUCAAUCUUAAAUGAAUGGAUGUUAAGAGCAGAUGGCAUUUUGUAUUACGAGAUAGUAGCAGUUUUGUUUAAUUGUUUCUGUUUGAAUACCAAGGGGGAUUUUCGUGGAUGUUUGUUUUAUUCUACUUUGUGCUUGAAUGACACCUUAAAACUAUUUUCUUUGGGUCAUUUAUCGAAUCAGCAGUAUUUUCGUGUUACUGCAGCCUAGUGUUGUACUAGUCUGAGUGUGAAGUAAUUCUGUUUUGGUUUUCCGGU